Owenia fusiformis is the source of this 970-nucleotide messenger RNA. The record is from the annotation of a GenBank genome assembly. NCBI's taxonomy places the organism in Eukaryota, Metazoa, Annelida, Polychaeta, Sabellida, Oweniidae.
CAGAUAUCGAAACGGGUACAAAAUUCAAGAAAUUUCGACAUUUAUUUUUUUAACAACUACUUUUACCAUUUUAGAGCAGUUUCUGUCAUAAUUUCGGCAUUCUGAGAUUAUUAUAGAGGUGCCAAACUGGUAAUCAGACUGCACACAGCUUAAUCCACAGAUUUCACCAUGUCGUACAUGCUCCAGCAUCUGAACAAUGGAUGGCAGGUAGACCAGGCCAUUCUCUGUGAGGAGGAAAGAUUGACAGUCAUUCGUUUUGGUCAUGAUUGGGACCCAACAUGUAUGGCCAUGGAUGAAACACUUAUGAAUGCAGCUGAGAAGCUGAAAAAUUUCUGCAUCAUCUACCUCGUGGACAUUACAGAAGUACCAGACUUCAAUAAAAUGUAUGAGUUGUAUGAUCCCUGCACAGUGAUGUUCUUCUAUCGCAAUAAACAUAUAAUGAUAGAUCUUGGUACUGGAAACAAUAAUAAGAUUAACUGGGCUAUGGAGGACACUCAGGAGUUCAUUGAUAUUGUAGAAACUGUCUUCAGGGGCGCAAGGAAAGGGCGAGGUCUUGUUGUGUCUCCGAAGGAUUACUCAACAAAAUAUAGAUACUGAUUUAGUGACUUUAUGGGUACAAGUGAAAAGUGGAUUUUUCUGUUUGGAUUAUUCAAUAUGGAGCAUUCCCAUAAUUUCAAAAGUUAUUCCCAUUUCUUAUAACUCUACUUCACUGUAAAAUUCUAUGUUGUAUGUUGCAUUGCCACCCUUGUGGAUGUGUGUAAAGAAUUUGAAAAGAUCCUGAAAAGGAGUGUUCUGUUCUAGAGCUCAUACAUGUAGAUCAUUUUCAUACUGAGUAUAUACUGAGUAGCCAAGUAAUUGUUAUUCACAAUAAACAUGAAUAAAAAAAAGUAUGACUGACUUUCCCUUGAUCUAGAUUUUAUUGCCUUUUUCAUAGGCUAGUAAUGAAUAAGUAACUUUCACCAUUAAAGGG